AUGUAUGUACCUACUUACUUAUGGGAUAUGCAUGAUGGUAAUCCUUCGGGGACCAACAUGCGGUUUGGUCCUUUACCCAGCUGCAGCCAGCCGCACCGCGCCGCUGCGAGGUGGGCCAUUGGUCAAUGCCAGUCGGAUUCCCACUACUUUAGCUGCUAG
Messenger RNA from Colletotrichum lupini, 159 nucleotides. RefSeq lists its product as uncharacterized. The transcript has a single exon. The record is from RefSeq and is a predicted model, not a curated record. Lineage: Eukaryota; Fungi; Ascomycota; Sordariomycetes; Glomerellales; Glomerellaceae. Bases 1 to 159 code for a protein of 52 amino acids.